This is a messenger RNA of Penaeus vannamei (Pacific white shrimp), 582 nucleotides long. The record is from RefSeq and is a predicted model, not a curated record. Lineage: Eukaryota; Metazoa; Arthropoda; Malacostraca; Decapoda; Penaeidae.
AUGCAAGCCUGCAUACUGUACUGGAAGCGAUGCAGUGUAUGGGCUCCUGUCUGCUUCAUUCCUGUCCAUCUCGGCGUGAGGCAAGGCUUUGAUCGUGGAGUAACGCUGGGAAAUAUCAAGGCCACCGAUCUCGACUCGGUUGAUGAUGAUCUUGUUCAGUCAGGACCUGUUUGUGACGAGGACACUGAAGUCACAGAGAGCUUCGCAUACCUCAGUAGAGUAGUUCAUGACUCUAGGCUGUCAGUCCAGGGAUGCACGAAGUCCCCGCUUGGCUCCUCUUCUGCAGUGCGGGCUCGGGCGGUGCGAAGCUCGGCCGCUGCCUCCGCCUCCACCACGAUCAACCUGGAACUUGAUAGAAUACGAGGUGGGCGUGGACGAGGACGUGGUGGGCGUGGAAGAGGAGGUGGACGUGGGCGCGGACGUGGUGGGCGUCGAGGAGGUGGUAGAUUUUCCCCGAGAUUUAAACGCGAUGUGGGCGAGGACGAAGACGCCCACAACCGGCUGCUGGAGGUCGUCUCCGAGCAGGACGAGAGCGGCUGCGGCAAGCGGCUGGUGUGCGAGCUGGCCGCCGCCGAAGCCGAG